Histoplasma mississippiense is the source of this 1068-nucleotide messenger RNA. RefSeq lists its product with no specific name. The transcript is spliced from 4 exons. NCBI's taxonomy places the organism in Eukaryota, Fungi, Ascomycota, Eurotiomycetes, Onygenales, Ajellomycetaceae. The record is from RefSeq and is a predicted model, not a curated record. The coding region runs from base 1 to 1068 and encodes 355 amino acids.
AUGGAUUCAGAUCGCUACAAAGAUGUUGGCGAUUCCCAUGUCGCGUGCUUUGUUCCACAGCUUUAUGCGGCUGAGCUCCUUGCAAAAGCUGGUUACCGUCUUUGCAUUGUCAGCGACUUUGCAGUCAGAGUAUAUGGCCUGGACAAUAUGAUUGCGGCUGAUCUCGUUUUUGCUAUAUGUGAUGAUCAGAUCUCGGACGCUGCCGCGUAUCUUCUUUCCCAUGACUUCAAGAAAGUGCCUUUUGAACGUCGUGGCACAGAGACUGUUGAGGACGAUGCCAAGACUCUUGUCGACCAAAUUGUGACCGCUCGUGUGCAGCCACGCUACCUUGAACAUUGCCAUAUGCAAUGGAUCUACUCUGGGAUGAUCGUAUUAUGUCCUGAGGACCUACGAGAGCGUCUACCACCUGAAAAUCAGUUCUUCAUCAAAUACUUUUACAAAAUGCUAUCUCAUUCUGAUCGAGCAGACAUUUGCCGCUUGAGACAAGCUGAUUGCCGAGCUCAAGUCGAAGCUGCCACGACCAAGCUAUUGGUUACCUCCUACCCCGCGAUGGCCAACCCCAGUGUUGAUAUCACCGCGCGAGUGUUGCUCGCCAUGGCAAAUGUGAAAAGUGAAAAUGUGAUAGAGGCAAUUAACAAACUGGCAUUGGUUGAAAAUAUCCCUCAUUUCAUUGUUGUUGGUGGAGGGGCUAUGCGCCUCAUGGGAAAUGAGAGGCACACAGCGGACAUCGACAUUCUGAUAGAGUCGUCAGAAAGAGACUCUUUCCUCGCCUACCUACGAAAACACAAGCACUUAGUACGAGCGGAUAAUAGAACAGCCGUCCAGUUUGAUAGCUCCAUCGAACCCGUACCAUUAGAUGUCUUAGUCGAGCUAGCCGGCGGCCUUCGUUAUGGCGAUGUGAAACACCUUACCGCGCCGUGCCACUCCACCACAAUCCUACGUCCGGAUAUUGCUUUGGGGAUAAAAAUACAGACGUGGUAUCUGAGAGAAGAUGAUGAGCAUGGGGAGCAUAAGUCACGUGGAAAUCUCUCAACUGUGAGAGGACAGCAGUUCCUUCCUUCCGUGUAG